Parnassius mnemosyne (clouded apollo) is the source of this 7251-nucleotide messenger RNA. The record is from the annotation of a GenBank genome assembly. NCBI's taxonomy places the organism in Eukaryota, Metazoa, Arthropoda, Insecta, Lepidoptera, Papilionidae.
AUGGCUUUCGGCCUUACCAAUGCACCUGCAACCCAACAAAGGCUUGUAGACUUAUUAUUUGGUUCAUUUGAUCUUAAGGUAUUUGCAUACCUCGAUGAUAUAAUUAUUAUUUCUAACACAUUCGAUGAACACGUUUCUUUAUUAUUACGUGUAAUAAAUAAGUUAAAGGAAGCAAAUUUAACAAUAAACUUUGAAAAAAGCCAAUUUUUUCGGUCUCGUCUGAAAUAUUUGGGCUACGUAAUAGACGCCCAGGGUCUCAGAACAGACCCUGAAAAGGUAAAAGCUAUUUUAGAGUAUCCAACACCAUCUUCAAAAAAAGAUGUAAAACGUUUUUUAGGAACAGCCACCUGGUAUAGACGUUUUGUGCCAAAUUUUAGCACUAUAGCUGGGCCUCUUAAUAAACUUACUUCAAAUCGCAAGGGUGCUCCAAAAUUUUACUGGUCACCAGAGGCAGACAUAGCUUUUAAAAAGCUAAAAGAAUGUUUAGUAUCUGCACCAGUCUUACAUUGUCCUAACUAUAAUUUGCCCUUCCAAGUUCACACAGACGCCAGUAAUUAUGGAGUAGGUGCCAUGUUAACUCAAACAGUCGAUGGCAAAGAACAUCCUGUUGCCUAUAUGAGCAAGUCACUAAAUGCUGCAGAAAAGAAUUACAGCAUUACCGAGAGAGAGACAUUAGCUGUAAUAGUAGCAUUAGAACACUGGCGUUGCUAUCUUGAAAAUGGUCAACCUUUUGUAGUUUACACUGAUCAUUCAGCAUUAAAGUGGUUUCUCUCUUUAAACAACCCUACGGGCAGGCUUGCAAGAUGGGGCAUUAGGCUAUCUUCUUUUGAUUUUACUAUCAAGCAUAGACGUGGUGCUGAUAACAUUAUUCCAGACGCGUUAUCUCGCGCUGUCGUAGUUUCUUCUAUUUCCACAGCAAAAUCUUACUUAACAACGAAUGAUAAAUGGUAUCUAGACAUUUAUAAUGGUUGUAUGAACAAUCCAAGUAAAUAUGAAAAUUUUCUUAUCAAAGCGGAAAAGCUAUAUCGGUGUUCAAAAAAUAAAUGUUUAUUAACUACAGAGUUUUCGUGGAAAGAAGUAGUUCCAUUAGAAUUACGAGAACACGUUAUCAAAGAAAAUCACGCAGAACCCACGUCAGGUCAUUUAGGCAUCCAUAAAACUUAUCGCCGUUUAGCAUUGCAGUAUUUUUGGCCAGAAGAAUGGUAUAUAAUAGUAUUAAUUAUACAAACUGCGAUCGGUAACACAAUUAAUGCCAAUAAAAAUGGUACAUCAUUAGAUGGAAAUCGACAUUCCCGCGUUAGCGGUCGAAUAGUGAAGUUACAUUCUGAAAUCCAACCAGAAACAGUUACUUGCAUUAGUGAAGGAUUUUUAGCAGAUCCUAAGGACUGUAGAACUUUUUACCGCUGCAUCAAAGCAUCUGGAGGAAAAUAUACAAUUAUUCGGUUUGAGUGCGGUCCGGGGACCGUAUACGAUCCUGAUACUGAAGCGUGUAACCAUUCACAUAGUACAAAACGAUCCGAAUGUAGAUCAACUAGGCCUUUUCAAUUUAUUAUUGCACCUGUUGAACAAAUAAGCGAUAACGACAUAGAACCUGUCAAAGAAUUUCCAUCAUCUAUUACCGCACGAAAACCUUUAAACCCUGAACAAACACCAAAUCAAGUACUGAUUAGCACAACAACAAACAAUCCUUCAAUAAUGAAGCCUGUAGUUAUGCAAAAUUCUGCUUAUAGAGCCUUAUCCUCUAUUAAUCAAGAAAAUGAAAUAAUUAGGCCACAGACACCAGAUAUUUUAACUACAACGACGAAGUUUCCAACAUCUAAGUCCUCUGUUGUAUCUACGGCCUAUCCUCGGACUAGUUCUACUAAUCCGUUUUGGGAGACUACAGUUUCUUCCUCUUCGAAUUUACAGCACAGCAAUGAAUGUACAUACGAUGGAUUCAUUGGUGACAAUGAAGACUGUAGAAAAUUUUACAGGUGCGUUAAUAAUCAAAGGGGAGGUUUUGCUAAAUAUGAAUUUAUGUGUAGUGAGUCUACAAUAUGGGAUGAUGACAUACAAAGUUGCAAUCAUCCUUGGGCUGUACGACGUCGACGCUGUGCACCUGAUGAUUCUGCUAACGAUACAUUUUCGAAAUUUGAUGAAUAUUAUUUACAAAUAAACAAAAAAAAUAAUGAAACUGAAUUGGCUGGUUAUAAUAAACAAGCGAUACAAUCUCCAGUUACAGCUAAUUCAACAUCACGUGUUACGAGUCAGAUUAAUUAUGGAGAUCGGGUAAGCUUUCAUGAAGAAACCAGUACUAAGAAAAACAAAAAUAACGAAAAUAAAGUCGAAGUACAAACUCGAUAUCCUACUAUAGAUAAACAAACUCAAUAUAUAUCAAGCAACUCAAAUCCAUUGAGUGAAACUCAAUAUAACACGAAUUUAUUGCAUCAUCUUGACAAAGUUCCAGUUUAUAAUACAAAUAACCCCAAAAUUGAAACAAAUAAUUUUAAAUGCAGUGACCCCGGUUUUGUGGGGGACCCAAAUGAUUGCAGAAAAUUUUAUCAAUGUAUUGAAAAUGGUAGAGGUAGCUACACUAAAUAUGAAUUUUCAUGCGGCGAAGGAACGGUGUGGGAUAAAAAUAUAGAAUCAUGCAACCAUAUAUGGAUGGUUAAAGAAUGUGGAGGUAAGAUAAUUUCUAACAGUUUAACAUCAGCAAAAACUAACGAUGAAAGUUCUUACAUCACAUCUACACCAAGUUUUAUCAGUUUAACAUCAGCAAAAACUAACGAUGAAAAUUCUUACAUCACAUCUACACCAAGUUUUAUCAGUUUAACAUCAGCAAAAACUAACGAUGAAAAUUCUUACAUCACAUCUACACCAAGUUUUAUAAGUGACAAUAAUGGUAACAAUUUUGAUGGCUAUAACUUGCCAAAAGAAAAAGAUAGGCAAGAAAAUUUCAAUCCAACAACUGUUUUGCAACAAGUAAAUGAGACUACGUCGAGGCCUUAUGAAGUCACUGUAAGUCGAGAAGUCUGUAAUUCUACUGGAUACAAGGGGAGCGAAGUAGAUUGCAAAAGAUUUUAUCGAUGCAUAGAAAAUAUAAAUGGUGGAUUUACUAAAUUUGAAUAUAUGUGUGAUGAAGGCACCGUUUGGGAUCCGGACAUAGAGGCGUGUAAUCAUGCGUGGAUAGUAAAACGUUGUGGCCGUAGCUCCAAAAACGAAACAAAAUUUAGUAAGCCUAGUACAGAAUCUACUAUUAUUACAACAAUAACAUUUAUUCAAACAAAUACACAGUUAAAUCAUAUUAACAAUGAAUAUAAUAUAGGCUUCGGUCCAAAUAAUAAUUAUACUGCAACAACAUCAAAAGUAACAACUACUACCAAUAAGAUGCCCUUAAAUAUCGAAAAUAAAUGUGAAAGAAAUGGCUUUAUGGCAGAUAAUUACGACUGUCGAAAAUUUUAUAGAUGCGUUGAAAAUGGAAAUGGAGGUUUUAUUCAAUUUGAAUAUUCAUGUGGUGAAGGAACUCUUUGGGAUUCAGAAAUCGUAGCUUGUAACCAUUUUUGGGCAGUUAAAAACUGCAGAUACAAUAUCACUAAUGAGGUACAUGAAAAAAUACCUAUACAGCCACCUCCUUCAGACUCCGUUGAAGAAACUGAUAAUAUUUUUUCUACCGAAACUUAUAAAGAGACUAUCAGAACCACUCGGAGUACACUUAGUACAACUAAACUUAAUUCUGCAACAGAUAACACAGCUGAUAGUAAUAAGGUUAAUAUAUGCAGUAAUAAUGGCUUUAUCGGAGAUGAAUACGAUUGCAAGAAAUUUUAUAGGUGUGUAUCGAACGGUGACGGCAGUUAUAAACAAUAUGAAUUUUCUUGCGGUGAAGGCACAGUGUGGGAUCCUUCAAUAGAAAUGUGUAAUCACGCUUGGGCUGUAAAAAGGUGUGGAGGUAGUUCGAAUACUCAACAAGAAGCUACUACUCUCAAAUCAUCAACUACAACGCACACCAUGAAUGAUGAAUUUGACAAUAGUUAUUCAACACCCAGUCUAGGUAAUUCUAAUCAGAAUCAGAGUACUAUGAUUUCAUCUACGUAUAAUACACCAGUUACCGAAGACAACAAAGAAUGUAAAACUGUUGGAUUUUUUGCAGACAAAAAUGACUGUAAAGUAUUUUAUAGAUGCGUAGAUAAUGGACAAGGUGGGUUUACUCGUUUCGAAUUUUCUUGUGGAGAAGGUACAGUUUGGGAUCAAAACAUAGGAGCAUGUAAUCAUGCCUCAUUAGUUAAGCAUUGCGGUGUGAUGUCAAUAACUUCCGAGGGCAAUAUGACACAACCAGCAACUACAACUAACUUCGAAGUGGAUUCUACAAUGUCAAGUUUUCCACAGAACGAAGCAACAAUUACAAUUAAAACCCCUCACAUAAGUGGUAUCUGUAUAGCGGAAGGAUUUUAUAGUGACUAUUUAGACUGUAAAAAGUUUUAUAGAUGUGUUAUUAAUCAACAGGGCGGUUUUGACAAAUAUGAAUUUGUUUGCGGGGAAGGUACGGUUUGGGACCAAAAUAUUCAAACCUGCGUUCUUGCAUCUAACAAUAAUAAUAACUGCAUAAAAACUGUUACUAUUAAUGUAACUUUAACAAAUAAGCCGCCUGUAGCAGCUACCGAACAAAGCAAUACAGUAAAUCAACCUUCACCAGAUUUAGAAGAACAUUCUACACAAAUAAAUAAAAAUUCUACGCCCAGUAUGGAGGCCAAUUGCUUCGCAGAUGGAUUUUAUCCUAACCCUAAAGAUUGUAAGAAAUUCUUCCGUUGUGUUAAUAAUGGCAAAGGCGGAUAUGUAAAAUAUGAUUUUACUUGUGGAGAAGGAACAAUUUGGGUGCAAGCUAUUCAAGCUUGCGAUCAUGAAAUUGACACUUCCACAUGUAGUAAUAAGAUAUCUACAGUAAGUGAAGUACCUAUAAUGGCCACAAAUAUCCCUACACCAUCUGUCAUUAACUCUACGCAAAGCGAAAAACCAAACACAGAUAAGAGUCCAACAGAUACCCACAGUGAGUCAAAUACUCUACAGAAUAAUAAAUGUCACUCAGAAGGGUAUUAUGCGUCUCCAAACGAUUGCCGCAAAUUUUACCAUUGUGUAAUUAAUGACCGAGGUGAAUAUACAAAAUAUGAGUACAUUUGCGGUGAAGGCACCGCCUGGGACGCAGACACACAAACUUGUAAUCACAUUACAAAUGUAAACAGAUGUCAAAAGACAAAUGCUUUAGAAGUUCAAGUCACUUCAACAGCGCAAGACGAAAAGGAAUCUCAGACGACUGAGAACAUAUCUACACAAAAUUCAACGACUUUGGCUCCGGAGGCAACAUCGAGAAAAGAAAGUCCUUCAAGCAAAGAUAACUGUAAUAACGAGGGUUACUAUGGCAAUAAGGAGAACUGCCAAAAGUUUUAUAGGUGUGUUGACAACGGAAAGGGUGGUUACAUUAAGUAUGAUUAUAUUUGUGGUGAGGGUACCAUAUGGGAUCAAGACAUCUUAGCUUGUAACCAUCCAAAAGAUGUUACGAAUCUUUCAUGUGAUGAACGAACUACAGAUGUUACGUCUUCAACAAAUACGGUAUCACCUGUUUACUCAACAACUGGCUCUUCAAGUGUAUCACCAGCAACGUCUUUAGCGCCUACAGAAACUACAAUGAGCUCUCAUGAAAGUAGCAACCAAGGAUCCGUAAAUUGUUCAGGUGAAGAAAAUCCUAAAAAACCACAAAAUCAAGAUGUGACUUGUACUAAAGCAGGAUAUUUUCCUAACCCCAACGAUUGCAAAAAAUUUUAUAGAUGUGUUGAUUGGGAUGGUGAUGGUAAAAGAUUCUCAGUGUUUCAUUUUGAAUGCGGUGAAGGUACUAUAUGGAACCCCGCUCUUGACACUUGUAAUUAUGAAGAAUCUGUAUACCCUCACCGUACUUGCGGAUCACAAUCACAAACCGAUAACAGUAAUUCUGAAACUACAACUGUCACUGAUAAUUCUUCUACCAGUGUUUCUAUGGAAACAACUCGACAGACACAAGAGUCGACAAGUACUAAAUCAACUACAAUGCAACAAUCCUCUAGUAGUGACACAACUGCUACGCAAUCAACUAUAACAGAAGUUCAAUUUACCACUAAACAGCCUUCAACAAGUGAUCAAGUGACUUCUACAAAUAUGUCAUCUACUACUACUGAACACACUGUAAGUGUACAACCAACUACGGAUAAAACUACAAGUGUAUCUGAACAAAGUACGACCACCAAUCAAAUCACAACUGCAAGUGAAAAAAGUACAACGGCAACAGAGCAAACAACUACUACAAGUGAAAAAACCACGACAGAACAACAAACAUCAACUACAACUGAACAACAAACAUCUUCAACAACUGAACAAUCCUCCACAGAACAAUCAACUACUACAAGUGAAAAAACCACGACUGAACAACAAACAUCAACUACAAUUGAACAACAAACAUCUUCCACAACUGAACAAUCCUCCACAGAACAAUCAAGUACCCAAACAACUGAAAGUUCCACGGAAAAAUCAACGACCAAAGAAGAAACAACUACAUUGCAAUCUACCGCAGGACCGCAAUCAACUACUGAAGUAACAACCGAAAAAGAAAUCUCUUCUACUACUACUGAAGAGACAACAUCUACAAGUACAAGUGCACCAACAGAGAACUCCUCAGAAACAACUACAGAAGGCAGUUCUUCUAGCGGUAAUAACUGUCCGGAUACUGAGAGUGAUCAAUAUUUAUACGCAUGUCCUACCUCAUUUAGAAGGCAUCCCAAGUAUUGUAAUCUUUUCUAUCAAUGCCUAGAAGAUAAUGAUAAUCACGAACUAAAAAUUGCAGUAUUCAACUGUCCAAAUGGCACCAUUUAUGAUGAAAGUAAAAUACAAUGUGUUGAGGAAAUCAACGCAGAGAAAAAAUGCCAGGGAAGCAUAGCUAAAGAUCGUAGAUUUAAACGAUUGAAUAUAAAUAAUAAAGAGAUGAUAAGAGUAAGUGGAAAUACAUAUAGGUGUCCAGGAAUAGGCCAUUUUCCUUUUGAGAAAAAUGAAGAAUGUUCUCCUGCAAUUUUAAAAUGUGAAGUUUCUAAAACUGGAAAACUGCGCGGCUUUAUAUUUCGCUGUCCUGAAAAUUAUGUGUAUUGGUCAAUAAGUAGAAGAUGCGAACCUGUUUCUAAGAUGACGGAAUGCAAAGGCUCUCCAAAUCAGUGGGAUGGAAGAUCGGAAAUUCCAGUAGAAAGAAAAAACGUAGCGUGA